UCACCAGCGUCUCCCCUCGCACGGCCUCAGCUCUGACCCUGGUCCUUGGCUGGCCCAGCUGCUGCGUGCCCAUCCCAAUCACAUGCACCAAUGGCAGCACCAGGGACGGCUCCAGCCCCGACUUUUCCCUGCCAGGAGGGCUGAGCCGGCCAUGCCGGAGGAGGGGGACCUGGUGCAUUCGCAGGCCGGAGUCCAGACCACACGACCUGUCCAAGCUGCGUACGGAGCCACCCCAGGAUCCCACUGCAGCCGCGGCAGUGCCAUGUGGGUGGGCCGGCGCGUGGCGGAGCUGCCGACCCCAGCCUUCGUGGUGGACGAGGCGGUGGCGAGGAGGAACGCGGAGCGGAUGCUGCAGCGCUGCAGAGCGCUGGGCUUGCGCCUCCGGCCUCACAUGAAGACCCACAAGACGCUGGAGGGCGGGGAGCUGAUGACGGGCGGCACGCGCCGGGGCAUCGUGGUGUCCACGCUGGCCGAAGCCCGGUUCUUCGCCGCGGGCGGCUUCGACGACAUCCUCUACGCCUACCCACUGCCUUUCGACAAGCUGGAGGAGUGCGCGGUGCUGGCCCAGCGCCUGGAGGCCUUCCAGGUCCUGGUAGACAGCCGGGACGCCCUGGCACAGCUGAGGCGGAGGCGGCUGGCUCGCGGCGUGCGCUGGCUGGUGUGGAUGAAGCUGGACUGCGGGAACGGCCGAGCCGGCCUGCGGCACACGGACCCCGGCGCCCUGGAGCUGGCCCGGGCGAUUGCGCAGGAAGCCCCGGAGGAGGUGGCGCUGGCUGGCAUCUACGCACACUGCGGCAACACCUACGGCUGCAGCGGCGUGCCGGAGAUCCAGGCUGUGGCCCAGGCAACCACCGCCGCCACGCUGGAGUUCAUGGGCACGCUCCAGGAGGCAGGCGUGACGUGCCCCGCGUCCAGCAUCGGGUCCACCCCGUCCUGCAGUCACCCCGUGGCCGACAUGGGCAAGCUCACGGAGGUCCACCCCGGGAACUACAUCUUCUACGACCUGCAGCAGGUGACGAUCGGGUCCUGCCAGCUGGAGGACGUCGCCGUCCGGGUCCUGACCAGGGUGAUCGGCCACUACCCACACCGCAACCAGCUCCUGGUGGACUGCGGCUGGGCCGGGCUGAGCCUGCACGGCCUGGGGCAGCUGCCCACGGGCUACGCGCUCAUCGAGGGCCACCCCGACCUGAAGCUGGUGGGAAUGACCCAGGAGCACGGCCGCGUCGAGCCCGUCGUGGGGGCGCUGGACUUCAGCAAGUUCCCCCUGGGGAGCCUCCUGGCCUUGAUCCCGUACCACGCCUGUGCCACCGCAGCCAUGCACCCCGUCUACUAUGUCCACGCCGAGGGCAAGGUCGUUGCCACGUGGAAGCCCGUCAGGGGCUGGUAAAAGCGCGACAGCUGCAAAAAAGCCCAGCCAGGCCCCCUGCCCUCCAGGAAGCCGCUCCAUCUGCCCCAUCCCUGAGCCGCGGCGUGGUUGCCUGCCAGCUCGGGGACCGGCGGGAGGGGAGCUGGCUGGGCCACGUCCCCGUGGACGGAGGGGUGGUCCUCGCCAGAGCUGGCAGGGCCUGUGACCGCUGGGACCGGCUGCUGCACGAGCCUCUCGCCUUGAGACCUUUGCCAGCUCUUCCAACAAAUAACAGGUGCAUCCUGGUGCUUGGAAUAAAUGCCACCCCAAACCACCCGGGAGCAGGCCCACCCCCUCCCCAGACACCGGUAGGCAGUUAGAGGGGUCAGAUCCUGCAUUCGGCCUCCUAGGUAGACAUCCACUUGUGUCCCUGUCACACGUGACCGGAGCUCCUCGUGUCGCCAGCGGCUUGGGCUGUGUUUGUGCAGCGCCCAGCGCGAAGCGGGGACCUGCCUGGGGCUGCAGGACACCGAGAGGUAACCCGAGGGUGGAGGAGUCCAGCCAUGGGAGGAUGGAGGAGUUUGCAAAGGGAGGGCACGGAUGGUGAGGUGCAUCCUCACAUGCAACACAACACACACUUGAGAGAAACCAGAAGUGUCACUAAUACGUGCGGGGCCAGGGCUAUAGUCUGCCAUUUAAAAAUCAAAGUAAAAGAAAAAACCCCACCUUUAUUGUAAUAUGUAUUCAUAGCAUCAUAGGCCAUGAGGGUGGGAAGGGUCCCCACAUCUAGUCCAGCCCCUGCUCCAAGCAGGACCAGCUCCAACCACAUUAUCCCAGCCAAGGCUUUGUCUACCCGGGUCUUCAACACCUCCAAGGAUGGGGAUCUCACAGGCUCUCUAGGUAACCUGUCCCAGUGCUUUACUAACCUCCUAGCAAGAAAGUUUUUCCUAAUAUCCAACCUGCAACGUGAGCCCAUUGCUCCUUGUCCUGUCCACGCCGCAUCACGGAUUAUGUAUGAAUCCACAACAGACGAGGCAAGAAUAAUCAGAAGUUGUUCCAUUAAUCCUGCAGUCAUUAAAGAUAUCUUUUUUUCAGAUUCAUAAAAGCAAACUUAACCUC
Messenger RNA from Alligator mississippiensis (American alligator), 2464 nucleotides. RefSeq names its product D-serine dehydratase. Gene Ontology annotation, molecular function: D-serine ammonia-lyase activity. The record is from RefSeq and is a predicted model, not a curated record. Lineage: Eukaryota; Metazoa; Chordata; Crocodylia; Alligatoridae. The transcript is spliced from 9 exons. Gene Ontology annotation, biological process: D-serine catabolic process. Bases 83 to 1387 code for a protein of 434 amino acids.